Mucor velutinosus is the source of this 1191-nucleotide messenger RNA. RefSeq lists its product as uncharacterized. The transcript has 6 exons. The record is from RefSeq and is a predicted model, not a curated record. NCBI's taxonomy places the organism in Eukaryota, Fungi, Mucoromycota, Mucoromycetes, Mucorales, Mucoraceae. The coding region runs from base 1 to 1191 and encodes 396 amino acids.
AUGACUGGCGCCGACGUCUUUGCUGUGCAUACAACAGAGCAUUUUCUUCAUUGGAAACGUUACUUCGACCCCUCAUUUGCAGUAUGGCAGCGUGCACCUCGACAACUUAUUCUGGGCAUUGCAAGAGGAACGUUCAAUUUGCAACCCUUCUUCCUCCCUCUGUGUGUUCCUUCUUCCACUGCAUCUCCUUUACCGUCCAGUCCUUCAUUGCAGCCAUUUGCUGAUCACCUCACGACUGACAACAACCUUGUAAUGACUUCCACUGGCUACGAUAAUGACCGAAGUGGUGGCUCUUCAUCCUCUUCCUCAUCCAUUCCAUCAUCGACUGUUGCUUCAAAUGAAAGUCUGGCCACUUCAUCUUCGUCCAGUAAAUCAUUUGCAAAUCAAUACGAAGUUACUAUUUCUAAACAGGAAGCCCUGGAGCAUUUUAAGCAACUCAUGCAUGUAGAGCAACCCUUGAAUGUUACCCUAUUCGAGUAUAUCUUCGUAACGUCAAUUCAGCAAAAAUUGAUAUUGGAAAGACGCUUCGGACCAGCUACGAACACGACGAGGCAGAUUGAGGGUUGGGUCAACAGCUGUAGCGUGUGGGGCAAACGUACAGCAAUGAAGUCAGAUGGCAAAAAAUUGGAAGGUCGAUGGCUGUGGGUGUUGCUGGACAAACAUUUGGAUAUCAACGUUAUCGAGGACCUGGCCAGAUAUGAGCAACACUGUCGUCACCAUCCGAUGACAACAAUUGGAUAUGCAAGAAAAUCUAAAGGCAAAGAACGUACUAACACUAGAUGCAAGCUUCUGAGCGAAAUGGUCCAUCGUCUGCGCAAGAAAAGCCUAUGCACCAAAGUGUACGUAUCACCAUAUUGCGAUGCAAAUCAGCCGUUGGAAUCUCGCGACAGCAAAGGCAAUUAUAAACAUCAUUUGGAAUUGAUCGACGACUGUGAUGGGGACAUGACAACUUUUAUGAAAUUGCUGAAAACGAAGUUCAAGCCUAUCCGUUUGGCAGUUAUCGACUUUGCCGGGCUAAGCACAGAGCCCAAUGACAUUCGUGCAUUUGUCAAAAAAUUUACACAGAUUGAGGAAAUCGUGAUUGAUCACGGAUUGACGUUUACAGUACUUUCUCGACAUGACCUGCUUACAAAUCAAGCAAUUAUCAACAAGUUUGACUGUCGUACUGGCUGUGUCAAACGCUCAGCAUGA